AGGGUGUGCGCAAAUGCUAACAGUCAAGGCCGUGCGAGUAGGGAGAAGCCGGUGUGACGGGUGUGUGUGGUUGUAAGUAGCGAGCCCGGCGAUCGUUUAAGCUCACGAACACCAAGAUGUCUGGACCAAAGAUAAGCAUAGAAACACCUCUUGAAAACCAGGUGUAUGAGAUAACCUAUGAUGGAAGGGAGAUUCUUCAGCCGCCACUCUCCAUGUCGGAGAACCUGGCGCGCCUGGCAGCCAAGAUCGACUGGAGCCGCGCCGACGGCUCGGACGGCGCGGACGAGCCGGCCGAGCCGGCCGCCGAGCCCGACGCCGACGGCGAGCAGCAGGUCACCUCCUUCCAGCAGCCCGCCUGGCCCUGGGAGAGCGUGCGCAACAAGAUCAGGGACGCCUACACGGAGGUGUGCGUGCUCUCGGACGUCCUCAGCAUCGCGCGCCACAAGCGCUACAUGGUGCUGGACGGCGUGACGCAGGACGCGCCGGAGUCGCGCCAGCUCGUCCAAGUCAUCAGCAAGAAGAAGGGUCUUGGGGCGGGCGGCGCAGAUCCUGAACGACGACGCACGCUCCCGCUCUCCACGCCCAUCACGGGGCUCGUAACUCUGGCCGGUGCGCGCUCAUCGAGCCAGCUGACCUCUCCCGUCGUCGGUCCGCGUUCAGUGGGCUCGCGCUUCUGGCUGUCGGGCACGUUCGAGGUGAAGAAGGCGGAGGAGACGCCGGCGCCGGCCCACUGGAACGACCGGCUGGAGGCCGCCCAGAACGUGCUCUUCUGCAAGGAGCUGAUCGCGCAGCUGGUCAACAUCGUCACACACGGCUACGACUCGGUGCACCGCACCACCUUCCUCAUCAACGUGCUGGAGGACUCGCUGCGCUGUGUGUGCCGCGACGGCCGCGUGCUCACGCUCAGCUACGACUCGUCCGAGCUGCAGUACAUCAUCUUCUGCCAGGUGUCUCAGCACAACAUGCUGGCGGCGCAGUCGUUGGGCCGGAUCCUGGGCUGGACGGUGCGCAGCAGCGGCGGCUGGCAGGGCGGCGGCUGCGUGCUGGCCGCGCCCUCGGGCCAGUGCUACGUGGCGGUGCGGUGUCAGCCGCACGGCGAGCCCAUCCAGGUGGCCGUGGCUCAGUCGCCGCGGCCCGACUUCUUCCCCACGGCGCUGGUGACCGAGCACAAGUGGGAGCAGCUGGGCGGCGCCUUCAGACAGGUGAAGUGGGAGAAGAUGGAGGGACGCAACUUCCUAAACAAGAUGGAGCUGCUGAUGGCCAACUUGUCCAACAGCACGGCCAACAUCAUGUGACGCCCUCUCUAGGCCUGCUUCUCGUCGGGGGUCUGUGCAUCACACACCCGAGAGAAGUGCUGCGUAACUCCAACAGAGAGAAGCAGAGCACGGCAAGUUUCUUCAUAAUGACAGCGUACUGUCGGCCUCCGCGCGCGCAACGCCCAUGCUGUUCGCUUCCAGCGCGCUCAAUACACUGUAUUUGUAUAAA
Molecule: messenger RNA, 1485 nt
Organism: Pollicipes pollicipes
Lineage: Eukaryota; Metazoa; Arthropoda; Thecostraca; Pollicipedomorpha; Pollicipedidae
Product: mediator of RNA polymerase II transcription subunit 17
Exons: 10
Coding region: 117-1295 (392 amino acids)
Biological process (GO): regulation of transcription by RNA polymerase II
Cellular component (GO): core mediator complex; mediator complex
Molecular function (GO): transcription coregulator activity
Source: RefSeq, a predicted model, not a curated record